AAAAAGUAAGUUCGAUCCCAGUUCCGAGACUACAGCGCCUCCUCGACUACGUGUUUUCAUUAUCAACACAAAUACGCACAGAUUUCUUUCUAUCGCAAACAUCAGAAGCCUAUGGUUUGAUAAAAAUACACACAAAAUCUUGCUUUUACUUAAAAUAAGGAUAAAUUAGAAAACCUCGUAAGCAAAAUGAAGGAAGGUUUUAAAUUUUUCUGGAAAAUAAUGAAAAACAAAAAAAAUUUACCUCCAGAUUUUGUUUUGCCAGAUCUAUUUUUCGACCAUUCUAUCCUAGUUUCUGUUUUCUUUUAGUUUUGGGUUUCUGAAUCUAUUCUAUUCUGUUCUCCAAGUUUCUUGUUUUUUAUGUUUUUAUACGUAUGGGUUUUGUCUUUGUUUGUGAUUCAUUUUUUUUCGAUUUUUCUUCUGUAUCUUUCUGCUAUUUGUAGUUGCAUUUCUUUGAUUUGAGAAGGGUUUAUUUGCCCUUUACUUUAAAAAAAAAUAAAUCCUGUGGUUCUGUAUGAGAUGGGGAGUACUGGAGAGCCCAUUAACAAGGGCAUUGAUGCGUCGGUGGGUGGAUUGGUUUGGGUCCGGAGGCGAAACGGGUCUUGGUGGCCGGGCCGGAUUCUCAGCCCCGACGAGUUGCCGGAGAGCUCCCUGCUUUCGCCGAGAUCAGGGACCCCUGUAAAGCUCCUUGGAAGAGAAGAUGCAAGUGUGGAUUGGUAUAAUCUUGAGAAGUCAAAACGAGUGAAAGCUUUUCGAUGUGGUGAAUAUGAUGAAUGCAUUGAAAAAGCUAAAGCUACUGCAUCUAACUCCUCUAAGAAGGCAGUGAAAUAUGCUCGCAGAGAAGAUGCCAUUCUUCAUGCGCUUGAGCUUGAAAGUGCUCGUCUUGGAAAAAACCAUUCUGAUUUCAUGUCAGGAAGGGAUCAACAAGGUGGGGAGGAUCGUGUUGUUGAUCAAUCACCUACUUCAUUCAAUCCUAGCGAAGAAACGGAUGUUAUUGAUGAAGAUUUAAGUUGUUCUGGAGAUGAUUCAGAUUCAGCACAGGAAUUAUCGCAGUCUGGGGUAUCAUUUGAAAACCUGAGCUAUUUAGACGCAAAUUAGGAUCAAUCUAGACGACGACGAACCCCAAAUGAUUCGGAGGAUGAUGGGACUGAAGGAAUAAAGAGAAUGAGAGGACUUGAGGAUUUUGGAAUGGGGGUCAUGUCAUCAUUGAAGCGGAAGCGAUCGCAGACGUCUCAUGUUCACGAGUUCUUGAAAAAGAAAAAUCGUCAUCGUACUUUAUCAAAGGUUUUGGAGAAUACGACGAUGGUGUCUGUUCCUAUUGUGUCUGAACAACUUGCGAGUCCUACGGGAUCGUCUCUUCCAGGAGCAUCAGACGGUAAGGUUUCUGAAUUGGAGUCAAAUGAAUCAAAGAAAAAUAAUUCAAUGGCAAUUAAUAAAAACUCAGAUAGCACUGGAGUUUCUUGUGAGAAUGGGUCAAUUAAUCCAUCCAGGCAUGAUAGUGAUGGUUCCAUGGUUAAAUCCAAACAGAAGGAAAAUGAAUUUUCCAGUGAGCUGGGGUUGCCUGAAGGCGUUUUAUCUGAAACACUGUUUGAUGUUCCCCUUCUUGUGGAAGAAAAGCACCAUGCAGGCUUAUCCUUGAGCAUUUCCUGUGCAUCUCAAAAGGCAUUGAUGGGUGCUGGAGCACAACCUAGCCAAAGCAGUCUUGUCGAAACUUUAUCUCUUGGGAACGAAGAGCUUAAUGAGUCUGCCUCUACCUCGUCAGGUACUGCUGAUAUUCAUAUAAGCCAGAGGACUGAUCAAGGUUCUUCGGAGUGGCAGUUGAAAGGGAAGAGGAACGCUAGGUCGAGAAAAGUGGAUGUGAACUACGGAUCUGCGACAUGUGUCGCAGGUCAGAAUGUUGAUUUAAACUGUGUUGGAGUAUCCCUCCCGUCAGCUGACUGUGGUUAUAGUUUAAAGUCGAGACCUAUUGCAGAAAUUCAGGUUGAUGAGUUCCCUGGUUGGAGCAGGAAUGUUCCUCACACGCCAUCUGAACUGUCUGUUCCUUUGAGGGUACUCCCAUGUCGGCAGUCUCGUUUUACAGUUAACCCGAAGUACGAUUCAUCAGAAUUUUCUCUAAGACACCAUAAUGCGGGUUCAGUCUUGUACGAUGUUACAUUGGCGGUGAAUGCUAGCUAUCGUCCUCAGCAUGUUCCGUAUAUCUCUCUCAUGAGCAAGUUAAAUGGUCGACCCAUCAUCGGCCAUCCACUUACGAUCGAGGUUUUAGAUGAUGGCUUUUGUGAUCAUCUGAUUAGUGGGUCUGAGUGCUAUAGCAGCAGUUCAGAGUUGAACGGUGAUCAGGGUGCAACAAGAUCGAGUUCAGGCGGGAGGGUUUCAACCAAGCACCUUGCAUUGCAGCCAAGCAUCUCACCCAAAACGCGAAAAUCAAAGAGGAAUGGACUCCUGUCGAAAAAGAUUAAGAAGUUAUCUUCACUAACAUGUUCCCGAAAACAAAGUGAAGUUGAAAAGAAACUGGUCGAAAAACCCCGUGGCCCAGCUGUAGCUUGUGUUCCCUUAAACGUCGUUUUCAGUAGGAUAAAUGCAGCCUUGGGACCAGCAACCCGUCUUGCUUCAACAAGCAAAAUAUGAUGUUCGUUUUCAGGAUCAAAGAGUUGUGCACUUGUGGUAAAUUUAUCUUUUAUGUAGGCAGCCGGGUUUUUCAGCAUUUUAGUUCGAGCUAUGCUCCACUUACCGGCACUGUAAAUUCUUGCUGAAGUUAGAAAUCUUCUGUACAAUAA
Messenger RNA from Olea europaea var. sylvestris, 2771 nucleotides. RefSeq lists its product as uncharacterized. Lineage: Eukaryota; Viridiplantae; Streptophyta; Magnoliopsida; Lamiales; Oleaceae. The record is from RefSeq and is a predicted model, not a curated record. The transcript is spliced from 3 exons.